This is a messenger RNA of Phodopus roborovskii (desert hamster), 1268 nucleotides long. It is a transcript of the gene Rxfp4, whose product is annotated as relaxin family peptide/INSL5 receptor 4. The coding region runs from base 1 to 1242 and encodes 413 amino acids. Gene Ontology annotation, biological process: G protein-coupled receptor signaling pathway; immune response. Lineage: Eukaryota; Metazoa; Chordata; Mammalia; Rodentia; Cricetidae. The record is from RefSeq and is a predicted model, not a curated record. The transcript has a single exon. Gene Ontology annotation, cellular component: membrane. Gene Ontology annotation, molecular function: G protein-coupled receptor activity.
AUGGCCACAUCCAAUUCUUCUGCCUCUCUGCCCACCCUCUUCGGGGUCAAUGGCUCUGGAGACAGCGUGCUGAGUACUGACGGUGCUGCAAUGCCUGCCCAGUUCCUUGCUCUGAGGAUCAUGGUUGCACUGGCCUACGGACUUGUAGGUAUCACCGGCCUGCUGGGAAAUUUAGCUGUGCUGUGGGUGCUAGGUAACUGUGCUCAGCGUGCACCUGGCCCACCUUCUGACACCUUUGUCUUCAGCCUGGCUCUGGCAGACCUGGGACUGGCCCUCACUCUCCCUUUCUGGGCAACCGAGUCAGCACUGGACUUCCACUGGCCUUUUGGAAGUGCCCUCUGCAAGAUAGUCCUGACGACCACUGUCCUCAGCAUCUAUGCUAGCAUCUUCCUAAUCACAGCACUGAGUGUUGCCAGAUACUGGGUGGUGGCAAUGGCUGUGGGACCAGGCAGUCACCUUUCUGUCUUCUGGGCCCGUGUGGUCACCUUGGCAGUGUGGGCAGCAGCUGCCCUGAUGACUGUACCCACAGCAAUCUUUGGGGCUGAGGGUGAGUUGUGGGGUGUGCACCUCUGCCUUCUGCGUUUUCCCAGCAGAUACUGGCUGGGGGCAUACCAGCUACAGAGGGUAAUCCUGGCCUUCGUUGUGCCCUUGGGCAUCAUCACCACCAGCUACCUGCUGUUGCUGGCCUUUCUACAGCGUCAGCAGCGAUGUAGGCCUCGACAGUGGCAGGGCAGCAGAGCGGUAGCCCGCUCUAUCCGUAUCCUGGUGGCUUCCUUCGUCCUCUGCUGGUUUCCCAACCAUGUAGUCACUCUCUGGGGUAUUCUGGUAAAGUUUGACCUGGUGCCCUGGGACAACACUUUCUAUACCAUCCACACUUACGUCUUUCCCAUCACCACCUGCUUGGCACACAGCAACAGCUGCCUCAACCCUGUGCUCUACUGUCUCCUCCAGCGCAAGCCUCGGCAGGUUCUGGUCAGCUCCCUCAGGGACCUUUGGUCAAGGCUGUGGCCCCAGAGCAAGGCCUGUGUGGAACAAGUGGCCCUCGAGGAGGGAGACGGAAGAUGGGCAGCCAGCACCCAGCAGAGUGGUCCUUCUAAGACAUGCACAAACACAAAGGGACACCUGGAUGAAGGAUGCAACCUGGACACCCCCUUUCCUGAGACCUACCGCGGGCAGAACCCACAGAUUCUGGGGAGACGGUGUUCUCUCUGCCAGGCUGCAGGGUCCCCAGGAAAAGUCUGAUCUUUAGCCAUCAACUCUGGGUGUGG